GUCCCCUCCCAGGUGUUGUCACUCGGUCCAGCUCUCGGUCCCUCACUCCGUCUCUGCCGCCGGACUUGCAAGGAUGCUGUGCGGGGGAGUGUCGGCCGCCAAGCCGGCCACGGCCGAGACGCAGCAGAUCGCGGACCAGGUAAAGGCACAGCUUGAAGAGAAAGAAAAUAGGAAGUUUCCAGUCUUUAAGACUAUGGAAUUUAAAAGUCAAGUGGUUGCUGGAACAAACUACUUUAUUAAGGUUCAUGUUGGUGAAGAGGAAUUUAUACAUAUUCGAGUGUUCGAAAGUCUCCCUCAUGAAAACAAACCAUUGGUUCUAUCCAGUUAUCAAACCAAGAAAACCAAGAAUGAUGAAUUAGUCUAUUUUUAAUGCACUAUUUUGAAUAGUGGCCCUUUGUUCUUUUAUGUGGGUACAUUAGAUACAUCAUAUGGGCAGGUAUUAAAAUUUGGGACAAUAAAAGAAAUCUGAUAUUUAA
Vombatus ursinus (common wombat) is the source of this 476-nucleotide messenger RNA. It is a transcript of the gene CSTB, whose product is annotated as cystatin B. The record is from RefSeq and is a predicted model, not a curated record. Gene Ontology annotation, molecular function: cysteine-type endopeptidase inhibitor activity. Gene Ontology annotation, cellular component: cytosol. The coding region runs from base 74 to 370 and encodes 98 amino acids. The transcript is spliced from 3 exons. Lineage: Eukaryota; Metazoa; Chordata; Mammalia; Diprotodontia; Vombatidae.